AUGCCAGGUCCGUGGCUGCUCCUGCUCCUGGUGGGCCCUGCUGCAGGUCUUGUGCUGUCUACACCCUCGUUCCCAGUUUCUGUCUCCCAUGGAGAGACCGCCUUCCUUCCAGUCUCGUUGAAUUUCUCUUCUUCGGUGCCCACCUACUUCCAGAUCCGAUGGCAUUUCAUCACCGGCCCAUGGCUGGUGUUGAUUGUGAAAGCUGAUAACUGCAAGGGUACCCGUCAGUGGUGGGAUGCUUGCGAGAUCGCAGUGGCAAAAUCAGAGAGAUACAGGCACCGAGCAGAGUGGUCUUCUGAAGGCGCUUCGCUGAUAUUACGGGAUGCCAGAGUAGAAGAUUCGGGAAUUUAUGAAAUCAAGGUGCUGGCUUUCGGUGUCAGAGUGUCAGCCAACAUCAAUCUAACUGUGAUCAAUGAUCCUCUGAGGAACCCUCUCCUGUGGAAAAUUUUGUUUGGCCUAUCGGCUGUAGGAAAUGUGGUCCUGGCUGUGCUUUUCAUUGUUUUUAUUCUUCCAGGUUCACAGAAUGUCGGUCUUCUGAAUCUUCCAUCGGAGCCAAUCCCCAGCUGCGUCAAGAACUGUAUUCCUUGCGGAUCAGCUAAUGACAGUGUAACAGGAAAUCUGACUCUGGAUCCAAACACAGGUCAUCCUCAGCUCUACGUAUCUGCUGAUUUGAAAAGCGUGAGAUGGAAAGACACGAAACAGCAUGUGAACAACAGUCCUCUGAGAUACAACUUUAUAGUCAUAAGCCGUCAAAGCUUGAACUCUGGGAAGAUAUGCUGGGAGGUGGAGGUGGUGGAGGGAGGGGAGUGGUGGGGGGUGGGAAUUGUUAGAGAAUCUUCAAAGAGAAACGGGGUGGCUCUUUUUGAUCCUCGUGGGGGCUACUGGGGAAUUCAGCAAUAUGAGGGACGGUAUGAGGCGAUCACCUAUCCCAGGACAAAUUUGACAUUGUGCCAUCCUCUGAAAAGGAUCCGAGUUUCUCUGGACUAUUCACAAGGCCUCAUAGCAUUCUUUGAUGGCGACACGAAUGCCGAACUUUUCAUUUUUCCUAAAGCAAAUUUUUCUGGAGAGAAGGUUCGCGCUUGGUUCUUGAUCUAUAAGAGGAAUGGACAGCUGAUCCUUCACUCGUGAUAUGGUGGAGCAAUGGGGUCAUCAUGCUAGAAGAGCUUCACACCAUCUGUCUUCAGCUCUCCUCCACUCUUUCGGUUUUUCUCUUUCUCCAUCCCAGUUUCUAUUUCCUUUGCCUCCAAUUCCUUUUGCCCUUCUUUUCCUUCUAUCUCAGGAGUAUCAAACUCAAUUUCAUUGAGGGCUAC
Molecule: messenger RNA, 1310 nt
Organism: Pseudonaja textilis
Lineage: Eukaryota; Metazoa; Chordata; Lepidosauria; Squamata; Elapidae
Source: RefSeq, a predicted model, not a curated record